CAAGAGGACAGAUCUUCCUGAGGCAAAUGAACUGGACGUCUCCCUUCUCUAGGUCCUGCCAGUCUCGUGCUGUUAAGAAAGGAGAUCCACUAGACACAAAUAGAGAAAAGGAGAGAUACCCAACAAUAUGCAAGAACAUCAAGGAAUGACUGACAAAAGAGAUGACUCAAGCAUCCCACCAGUGCAAAUCAACACUCUAUUGGAAUCUAUUCAGAAUCCUUCUCAGCAAGUUCCAGGGUCUGUUGCUCAUUUUCUCAAUUUAUUGGAAAGGAAGAUCUUAAGCAGCAAGAAAAUAAAUGUUUCCAUGUGCCAGAAUAUAACUGAAGUCAUCCUCAACUACUUAUUAAAUACGAAUUCAAAGACAGUUCAGGAAGAAAGCGCUGCUGCUGUUCUAUUAGCAAUAGAAGUCCAUAGCCCCAAAGUGGUUAUCUCCAAUUUUUGGGACCAAAUGAAUCUGCAAAAUCUCCCCCAGCCAGCUCUUCUUCGGACUUUGGGGAAACUCAUCCUCUAUCAAGGUAUGGCACCCUACAUUGGUGCUACAUGGAGCUAUGUCCUACCUAUUCUGAGAAAGGCUCAGACUGAAGAAGAAAGGCUGGGACUAUGUAAUGUGAUCAAUGGGUUGGCCAUUAAUGCUCGAAAUCACAUUCUGGGCAAUGAUGAUGAUAAAUCCAUGGAUAUCACACAAGAGAUGCUGUCCUUUAAGGCAUGUUUGACCCUCCGAGUACUUUUUAAUCGCUGGCCCCUGAAGAUCAAGGGCAAGGUGACUGAAGAAACCUUGAGCAUACUGGGAAACCUUUUCUUUCUCAUCUCACCACCAAAGCUGAAAUCUCAAUUAUGCUGGUUAAUUCGACGUCUUUUGGCCCUGAACAAAGCAGGUGUGAAGCCCUUCUACAUUGUUCAGUGUCUUUCCCAGCUCCUGGAAGCUGUGGCUGCCAGUGGAUCUGGGGGUAAGAAUCUGGCAUCGAAGUUGGAUGAUCUUGUGGUGCUGCUGUCUUCCCAGGUGACUUGGAAAGUUAGCAACUCAGAUUCUCUUCAAAACCACAAAAUAGCCCUGAAGUCCUUCCAUAUUAUGACACGACUAUUUCACCAUGAGAUGGUCAAAUUGUUUCUAAAGAGCAUGGAUGGCAGUGAUAAGUCCAAUGUCACAUUAGCACUCAAGAUCUUCAGAGAUGUAUUCCAGGAAGUGCCCCAGAACACAGAACUAAAGAAUGAAGUAAUGCAGACCAUUAUACAUCUAAUUAAGGAGGAUUCCAAAACAAUACGGUUGCCUCUGCUACAAUUUAUUGAAAAGCUAGGUACCUAUAACUACUUCACCCUGGAAAAAGGAGAUGUGGUUAUUAACCAUCUCAUCAAACUCAGUGAGCUUGGAUCCACAAGUGAUGAGGAAACCCGGGAGUUGUCAAUCAAUAUUUUACAUCUGGUGUCCCUGCCCAGGCUGAUAACUUUGUUGUGCCAGCCUAUGAGACCCAUGGCAUAUGUGCCCCUCUGCAAGAUUGCCACUGACAUCGCUUUGAAGGCUCAGGCCUUGGGCCAACCACCUUACCUUAGUAGCUACCAUCUUAAAUCCAAUGAAUACCCCUCCCCGCAAGUGAUCUUUGUCAACCUUCUACUGUCUUCUCUGAGGCCGUAUAAACUAAAGGAAUUUGGGGUGUGCUCUCUUUGGCUGUUGUAUGCUCUCCACCCUAUCAACUCCCUGCAUCCUGUGAUCAACUUCAAACUCGGCCAAGUGUGGACAAAAGAGAUUCCUAAUAUGAUUCAAAUUCUGGAGAAACACACUGAAGAGAACUUUAUACAGAAGGAGUGGGAGAAAAGGCUGCUUCUAUUUUCCAGUAAUAGUUUGCUGGCCAUCCAUGAUGACUACUGGCUGAAGGAUUUCAUUGAAACGAUAUUUAAGAAGAUGCAAAGCUUCUCGUGGUUGCAGCAGGAGAGGGAGAAGUUCUUCUUAUACAAACUCAUUGGCCACACCCUGAAGUGCUCUGAUGACCAUAACUUUGUGUUCCUGAGGUUGGUUGAUAUCCUACAGAGCCCUCAAAAGGAAGAGUUGGAGAGAAAGGGCAUUGGCAGUGCUAUUAGUAUUGUAGCUACUAACCAUCUUAAGACAGUCCUCAUUGUGCUUCAAGAUCACAGCAAGAUACUCACCGAUAAGAAUACAUCCCCUGUCCUCAAUCUCAAAAAAGAAUUGCAGCAGGAAGAGUGGAUAAAAAUCUGCAACACUAUCUACCUUAUUUAUGGUAGAAUUUUUCAAGAGAUCAAGUCCGAUAUGGGUGCCCAUGCAGACUUCAUCUUGUCUUUAAUCAUAAAUCACUAUGAAAAUUGCAUCAUAGAAAAGGAUAAAGAACUGACACUGAAUUACCUGAAUUCUGUGGUUAUGUUAACAAACAACUUGGCAAAUAUGAAUCUCCCAGACUUCCAAUUCUCCUUCAAAAUAAAAAUGGUGUACUUCAUGAUGUCACAGGAACUGGUAAAACAGGAGCCAACAGUCUUUAUCUCCAAUCCAAUUCGACAGAAGGCUAUGAUGAUUAUCACAAAUUUCAGGAAGCUGAAGCCUCCCUUGCAAGUAGAAGAGAAGAAGGAACUGCUCAAAGUUUGCUUUAAAUACAUUGUUGGCCUUCCUCCCUUAGAGGUCAUGCAGAAAGAUUUGUCACCCAAGGAGUCCCAGGCCACAGCGAAUUUAUUCAGGGACACAUUGCAGGCUCUGCGGAAGAUGCUGGAGGGGCUGGUCAUGGAAAUGCCAAAUUGGGUCCAGAACUACUUGGAGUUUUUGGACACAUGGCUUAAUUCCCAUAAGGACCACGAGAGGGAACGGGCCCUCUGGUGUGGUGUUCGCAUUCUCAGUUUCACUGCCAAGAAGCACAAUUUUAAUGUCGACAUUGAAUUUCCCCGACUCGGACAACUGGUGAAGCUUCUGGCCAUACUUUGCCAGGACCAUGUGGACAACAUCAGCUUCUUGGCUUCACAGGCAGUUUACAGUCUCUACUGCAUCAUGUUGCACAAGAAGAAGUUGGAUCAGGAAAAGAAAGGGAUAUGGGAAGAACUUCCCAACAAAGAAGGUGUCUACAGUGCCUGUGUGUUCCACAAUGAUACUUCUGAGAUUGCCAAGGCUUUUGCAGAAUACUUCACCCCCAAGCAAGUCACCAACCUAGUAAUGACUGCCAUGGAGGGCUUAAUUGACAGCAGGGCCAAGAUCUCUCUGGCUUCAGGGCAGCUCAUGAACUCUGCCAUGGAGGAGAGAGGGAAGGAUGUAUUGAAGGUUGAUGAAAUUGUGGAUGGCAUCUAUGAUAGACUCAGAUCCCAGCUGGAACCAGCCACAAGGAGGGAGACGCUGCAAGCCAUGUGUUCCCUAGCAGGCAACAACGCUCAUAAUGUAAUGACCCUACUGCUGAAGCGGCCACUUCCUUGGGAAAGAAUCAACAUGGAACUAUGGAGAGUGUUUGGCACCCGGAGGAAGACCACAAUCAACGUCCUGCAAUUGCUCAUAUCUAUCUUGGAAGAACGGCACCCUAAGCAGGGCUUCAAGGAAAUGUCAUUCCGUCCUGUGGCGGUGACUUGUGCCCUGUGCGAGAUGCUCUCGGAGACAACGUGCAAAUUGGCUUUGCUGGAGCUCUAUCCCCGGCUGCUGCUGGCUGUCCUAAAUCAUGUGUAUUGGGUAAUUGAGCAAAAUGUCCCCCAGAACAUGGUGGUGUACCGUAGGGAGGACAUGUCAGGCACCAAGAGCAAGGCCUUCGACCCUGUCAGUUGCGCACUGGAGGCUGUCAAGAUCAUGUUGAGAGCUGCUGAAUACUAUGGGGUUGUGUCCUAUACUGACCAAUACCGUGGCUGGGAUCUGCUAUCCAGUCCCAAGUAUUACUACAUGGGAGUCAUUGAGUUAACAAGCAACCCUUGGACUCCUCUGUCCCAUCCCAGUGGCUUAGUGAGGAACUGUGACCCCAGUAUUCUGCAUCGAGUCAUGAGGGAAGUCAAGCCACUCCUGUACAGUGUGGAAGACAGGCAGAAGAUCAUGGCUAGGGCUUGCUUUGUUCAGCUCCUCUGGCAUCAAUCGGUGGCCCAGACUUUGGGGGAAAACUUUCUGAGUCAUCUAAGUAAAUGGAUUCGUGAACCCAAUCUCAUCAUGAAAGAAAUUGGACUCCGGGGAAUCAGUAACCUAGCACUGCAUCCAGGGCAGGUAGGGACACUUGCAUCUUUACUUCCAGUCAUUCGGAGCUUCCUAAAAGAGGAGGAGCUGGUGGCAGUGCAGGCAGUGAAGGGACUACGCAAUAUCAUUUGUUAUGCAGACGGAAUUGUAACCAAGAGGGCCUUUUGCAGUAUCGCCAACCAACUACGACCCCUCAUCAAUGAUGAGAGGGACCAAGUACGGAUUUCAGCCACCUCUGCCCUCAGCCACAUGCUGCAUCAAGUCUACAAGUUCAGACCAGGCCCUAGAACCCGAAAUGCACUGUAUAGUUUUCUGGUUCCUCUACUGAUCAGCAUCCAAGAUAAUAACAUAGAGGUAGCUAAGGUCUGUGGAAAAGCUUUGACUGAAUGGGCUAUUGGGAUUGGCUGGAUAUCACUCAGGCAAACAUUCCAAAACACAAUCAUAACUGACCAUGUUAAGAUAUUGGAAGAAACAUGCAAAUGUCUGGUCAGCACAAAUCAAAGUCAGCUGGUGGGAAAGUUAUUGUUCCAGAGCUUUGGGUUCCUAAAGAGCCCACGACCCUUCAUUCGGGCAGCAGCAAUCACAUUCAUAGGACAAACUGUUAUGAAACUAAAUGUGAAUGAAAUACAUGAAGAAGAUGUAGAGCUGCUGCUGAAUGCCCUUCAAGAACUAAACGAUGAUCCUGAGGAAUCCAUACAGGGUUUGGUCUCCAUCACAAUCAAGAAAAUGCAAACAGCUUCUUAUGUGAAGACAAGUACCAGGUCUUACCUGAGACCGAACUUAAGAGUCCCUGGUUUUGGUGUCAAGAAGCGGCUCUUUAAAAACAUCAAAUCCAAAGAUGAAGGCAAGAAGAAGGGCAUAUCAAAAUUGUCUAAGCUUCGCCACUGGAAAAUGUCCCUUUGGCGGAGUUCUGAAGAUAGCAUAAGGCAAAGUGAACCCUCAAGAAUAAAUCACCAAAGGUUUCCCAGGAGAAUACUUCCUCAAAAAUAUCUUUUAAGCACUCAAGAUUUGGAUAAGUCUGUGCAUCAGGUCCAGAAAGAGCUCAAAAUUUCCUGAUUCUUAAUCCCUUUUUGGAGUUUGCUCUGGAGCUGAAGAUUUGUUACACAGAUAUCUCUUUCUGGUUUGGUACCUAUGCCCAGCACCCUCUUCCUUUCCAUUUUCUCCCUAUCUGCCCCACACUCCAGGGUUAGAAAGAAACCCCCUCCCCCAAUAUAGUUUUGGCUUCCAGAAAAUACUGUGUCUAUUCUACCCUUCCAGAGCUUCUGGUUUCCUGUAUAACUUUCAUCAAUAAAACUUUUUUCCUUAUUUUA
Messenger RNA from Sarcophilus harrisii (Tasmanian devil), 5442 nucleotides. Its product is annotated as maestro heat-like repeat-containing protein family member 1. NCBI's taxonomy places the organism in Eukaryota, Metazoa, Chordata, Mammalia, Dasyuromorphia, Dasyuridae. Gene Ontology annotation, cellular component: cytoplasm. The transcript is spliced from 41 exons. The coding region runs from base 128 to 5188 and encodes 1686 amino acids. The record is from RefSeq and is a predicted model, not a curated record.